AUUAACCGAAAUUUAACUGACUGAUUUGCUGACAAAAAACUGAAAACUGAGAGAGAUUAAUGGGAAUUGCCUCUUUUCGGUUUUACAGUACAGCGACUUUAAUGCUUUUUUUACCUUCCGAUUUCGUAUUUGUCGUCUUUUCUUUUAACGUAGGGUAGGGAUUUUAUGUGCCAAUUAGAUUACCCCUUCUUUCUACAACUUAUAUCUUUCCUUUCUCUUUCUUUCUUUCUUCCCUUCUUGUUACAAUCUUAAAUCUUUCCUUUUUUCCAACUGUCGAACCAUGGAAGUCGUUCUUGAGCCUGUCGUCUCCGAACUCGUUAAGGGGUUGCUUAAGAUAUUGGGGUCCAAUGAAGUGCGAGACUUUGCCCGGCAGCUUGUUGGAGGGGUAGAUUCAGAGAUCAAAGAGCUGGAGAACAAGUUAAUGAUGGUUGAAAACCUUCUUCGCAAUGCAGAAAACUGGCAGCUGGUGGAUAAACGAGUCAAAGAAUGGCUUGACAAUCUUCAACACUGGGCUUAUGAUGCAGAGGACUUACUGGAUGAGUUUGCCUACGAAGCUUUGCGACACAAACGCAAGGCAGAACACCAGGCUAGCUCCAGCAGAGGAUUUAGCUGUCUCCCUGCUUCUUUCUCUAGUCCUUCGUUCGCUGUCCAGAUGGGGUCCAAGAUCAAAAAAAUCAAUAGUCGGUUGGAAGAACUCCGCCAACAAAGAUCAGCUGAACAUGAAUUUCAAAAGCUUUCUGAACUGCCAGCAACUAACGUCGCUGCACCGCCAAAACCAGAGGAAACUUCUAGCGUCCGACUUGAACGAGUUGUUUAUGGCAGAGAUGAAGAUAAAGCUGAACUACUGAAAAUGGUGAAAAAUGGCGCCAACUUUCAAGUAAUAGCAGUUUUCGGCAUGGGAGGGAUCGGCAAAACAACAAUUGCUCGAGAAGUGUACAAUCAUGAGUCGGAAGAUUUCAAGUUUGAGAAAAAAGCGUGGGUGUGUGUUUCAACCACCUUUGACGUUCUCAAAAUCUCAAAGGCACUUCUUGAGGAAUUCUCGUCCUCUGUUCCAAAUAAUUUAAAUGCAGUGCAAGUUAAGUUGAAAGAGGCAGUACGUGGAAAGCAAUUCUUGAUAGUAUUAGAUGACAUUUGGAAGGUGGACUACAAUGAAUGGGAAAAGCUCAAGUCUCCUUUCGCAACUGGUGCACCUGGAAGCACAAUGAUCGUGACAACUCGUCAUACAGAUGUUGCACAAAAAAUAAGUUGCUCUCAUACUCAUCAAUUAAGUCUUUUAUCCGACGAAGCUUGCUGGUCUUUGUUUAAGGAGCAUGCGUUUGGGACUGGUACAGCUGCUGUUCCUAAUCAAAUUUCGGAUUCAAUUUACAAGAGAGUUGUUGAAAGGUGUGGCGGUCUACCACUGGCAGCAAAGACCCUCGGUAGUCUUCUACGCUUUGAGCGGAGCGAUACAUGGGAAAAUAUAUUGGAAAGCAAAAUAUGGACUACAUCUAAUAAAAGCGAUCACAUUCUCCCAGCUUUAAAGCUAAGCUAUCAUUAUCUUCCUUCGAAUCUAAAAAGAUGUUUUGGCUAUUGCACAAUUUUUCCUCAGGAUUACGAAUUUGAGGAGAAGGAACUUGCACUUUUGUGGAUUGCAGAAGGUAUUGUUCAACCAUCUGAGAAGCAACUAGAUGAGACAAGUGAGUGUUUUCAUAAAUUAUGUUCAUGGUCGCUUCUCCAACAAUUGAGUAGUGAUAGUUCUAAAUAUGUUAUGCAUGAUCUUGCUCGAUGGGUUUUUGAAGGAAUCAGUUUUAGAUCUGAACAAAAUAAUGUUGAACUGUUGGAAAAGGUUCGUUAUUUUACUUAUGAACCUGAUUAUUAUACUGGAAAAAAUAAAUUUAAAGCCUUGGAAAAAGUAAAAUGUUUAAGAACAUUUUUGCCUGUGAGGCCUGAAUUAUGGUGUUAUAUGAGUGCUACUGUUAUUUUUGAUUUAUUGCUAAAGUUUGAAAUGUUGAGAGCAUUAUCUUUUGAAAAUUAUCAAAUUUGUUAUUUACCUGAUUCAAUUGGAGAUAUGAUACAUCUAAGGUAUCUCAAUUUCUCUCAUAUUAUGAUAAGAAGUUUGCCUGAGUCAACAUGUCAGUUAUUUAACUUGCAAACUUUGCUAUUGAAAAAUUGUUUUAAUCUUAUGGAGUUACCUUCCAAUAUGAGAUAUUUGACCAAUCUAUAUCAUCUUGAUAUAAGUGGUCGAAAUUCAUUGAGAGAGAUGCCAUAUGGAAUGAAAAAGUUGACAAAUCUUCAAGUGUUAUCUAAUUUUAUUGUGGGAGAGGAUACACAUUCUUAUUUGGAAGAUUUGAGGAGUUUAAGUUUUCUUCAAGGAGAGCUUCACAUUUCAGAAUUACAGAAUGUGACAAAUCUAAAUCACAUACAAGAGCAAAUACUAAGCAAUAAGAGCAAACUAAAAGUGUUGAUACUAGAAUGGAGAGAUCAAGUAAACUCACAGGCAACAGAUAUAGAAAUGAAUCUACUUGACAAGCUAAAGCCUCCUAUCAAUUUAAGAGAACUCGCAAUCAGAGGCUAUGGUGGUGAAAGUUUUCCAUCUUGGUUAGGAGAUUUGUCAUGGCUCUCUAAUUUGCGUGUGUUUACUAUUGAAAAAUGUCCCCAACUUAUUGGAGAAGUUCCUAAUUAUUUUUCUUCAUUAGAAAGAUUCGUUAUUAAGGAUUGUCCAAGGUUGGUGGUCUCAUUAUCAAAUUAUCCUAUAGGUUGCAAAUUAGAAAUUAAUAAUUGUAAAGGAAUGGUAUGUAAUGAUGGUUCAAUUGAUUUUGAGAAUUUGGAUUCUAAAUAUCUUGCAAAUAUUUCGACAAUUGAAGAUAAAUUAAAGAAAGGUUUUCAAAGAGUAGAUCGUUUGGAGAUUGUUCAUAAUGAAGAGAUUAUAGAAUCAUGGCAAAGUUUGAAAAACACCAAUUUUCUUUCCAGUAUAAAUUAUCUUGAGAUUAGUGAGUGUCAGAAUCUAAGAUCUAUUGGAAGGGGCAUGCUACCAUCAUCUCUGGAAGAAUUUGAUAUUAAUUCCUGUCAGAGUCUAACAUUCAUUGAUAGCGAUGCCUUACCUUUAUCUCUGAAAAGGCUUAGGAUUGAAGUAUGUGAAGAACUGAAAUUUUUGGAGGAUUUAAGUGUUUGUUCUCUUAUUGAGUCCAUAAAUAUUUUUGGGUGUAAAUCUCUCAAGUGCAUAUCAUUAGAUGGUCCGUUGCCUGAGACACUCAACCAUCUAGAUGUUAGACGUUGCAAAGCACUGGAAACAUUAUCAUCUCGCAGAAAUGAGUACCUCCCUAAGGCACUUACAUCCAUCCAUAUUAAUGAAUGUGAAGAGCUAAAGUCCAUUGCUGAGUCCUUUGAUAAUAGCACGUGUCUUAAAGAUAUUACUUUAUGGGGUUGUGAAAAUCUUGAAUCCUUACCUUCAGGUCUACACCAUCUUCCUUGCCUUGAGUCUAUUAAAAUAUGGAAGUGUCCAAAAUUGCCGCUUGAAUCAAUUCCAAGUCUCAGCGGCCUCAACUCUCUUGAAAGUUUGGAAAUCCGUGAUUUCCCACAGCUUGAAUCAAUUCCAAAUCUCAGCGGCCUCAUCUCUCUUAAAAGUUUGCAAAUCAUUGAUCUCCCACAGCUUGAAUCAAUUCCAAAUCUCAGCGGCCUCAUCUCUCUUGAAAGUUUGCAAAUCAUUAAUCUCCCACAGCUUGAAUCAAUUCCAAAUCUCAGCGGCCUCAUCUCUCUUGAAAGUUUGGAAAUCGUUGAUCUCCCACAGCUUGAAUCAAUCCAAGAUCUGAGCAACCUCUCCUCUCUUACAGAUUUCAUAAUUUCCAAUUGCCCAAGGAUCAAAUUAAUUCCAAGUCUGAGCAGCCACUCCUCUCAUGAAAAAUUCUACAUUGAGGAUUGCCCAAACCUCAAAUCCAUUCCAGAUCUUGGCAACUUCAAAGAUUUAUCAAUUAUAAAAUGCCCAAAACUCAAAUCCCUACAAACCCUGCCAUCCUCACUUCAGUCUUUAUAUAUUACAGAUUGUCCACUGCUUAUAAAACGAUGGAAAAGUGUUAGGGGAAAAUAUUCCUCAAAGAUUGCUCAAAUUCCUAAAGUUAUACAUCUAAUUCCAUCAAAGGUGAUGGUCAAUAAGAAUCUCUCAAUUAUAGUUUGUUCAGGUGCCACUGUCUCCAACUUAGACAAGCAACUGCUAGAACCUAAUCCUGGCAUGUCUAAGUUUUCUGGAUCUAAACUUACUGCGUGUCUGCUUGCUGAAAUUCCAAUACUGAGAUUGUAUCUUCUAGCUGUUGCAACGCGACACGGCUACAGAAAUGGAGCAAUUUGCUUUCUGCUUGGAUGUUCGAAGCCUUGUUUCUUGUGGAUGUUGGUUCUUCCUGUCUGCAUGUUAGAAGACUUUGCUGCUACAUCCAGGUUUAUGGCUUUCUUGGAGCAAGAUGAUUACUUUCCCUACUGUUCCUUCACGAAUAUGUCUGAAUUUAUUACUGCCUUUUCGCUUCUGGAGGAAUUUUCCGCUGCUGAACUGGUAGUUCUUGUUGGUUUGCUCUUAGCUGGUGCCAUGAAUAAGCAAGAUCAUUUGCAGGGUGCUACAGACCUGGAGUUUUGCCUUGAAGCUGCUGUUCACUACUGCUCGAUUAGUGGUAUCAGGAUGUUUGCUGGAGACUUUAAUGUGUUUGGGGAUGAAAUACAUGCUGAAGAAGUGGUGCUGGGUUGGCUCUUCCUUGCUGCUGCACUCCUCUUACUGGAGUAA
Messenger RNA from Mangifera indica (mango), 4744 nucleotides. Its product is annotated as putative disease resistance protein At3g14460. Lineage: Eukaryota; Viridiplantae; Streptophyta; Magnoliopsida; Sapindales; Anacardiaceae. The record is from RefSeq and is a predicted model, not a curated record. Gene Ontology annotation, molecular function: ADP binding. The transcript is spliced from 8 exons. The coding region runs from base 281 to 4744 and encodes 1487 amino acids. Gene Ontology annotation, biological process: defense response to other organism.